Raphanus sativus (radish) is the source of this 627-nucleotide messenger RNA. RefSeq names its product protein SRC2-like. The transcript has a single exon. The coding region runs from base 1 to 627 and encodes 208 amino acids. The record is from RefSeq and is a predicted model, not a curated record. Lineage: Eukaryota; Viridiplantae; Streptophyta; Magnoliopsida; Brassicales; Brassicaceae. Gene Ontology annotation, biological process: defense response.
AUGACGGAUCUUACCUUAGAGCUUAAUAUCAACUCAGCAAGUGACCUUGAGUAUGUCAACCACAUCACAAAGAUGAAUGUUUACGCCGUCAUAACCCUUUUGGGCGACAGAAAUAUACAGAAAGUGAAAACCGCGGUAGAUCGCUACGGUGGAUCUAACCCUAACUGGAAUCACGCCGUCAAGUUUUCCGUCAAUGAGAGAUUAGCCAGAGAAGGUCGUUUAACACUCGUCGUGGGAUUGUUCUCCAGUCGAAUCCUAGGCGAUAAAGGUAUUGGUAAGGUCGAGGUCCCGUUAGUUUACCUCUUGCCGUCAACUAACGGUAACAGUAAUGGGCAUGGGAUGAAGUUUGCGACGUAUGAGGUGAGAACUCCGUCUGAGAGAAUGAAAGGUUCUUUGACUUUCUCGUACCGGUUCAAUGGGGCAGCUGUUGUUUCCGGUCCGGUUCACCAUCAGGGACCAAUGUCGUGGGCCCCACCGAGUCAGCACGGUUAUGGACCCUAUCCUUACAUGUCGCAGCCGCCACCACCGGCUGGAUAUGGAUACCAAGGGCCGCCGCAGUAUACGAAGAAUGAUGAGAGGUUGGCGAAUGCGGAUCUUCUUGUUUCAGCAGUGUCAUUGCUUCGUUAG